This is a messenger RNA of [Candida] anglica, 1596 nucleotides long. The record is from the annotation of a GenBank genome assembly. NCBI's taxonomy places the organism in Eukaryota, Fungi, Ascomycota, Pichiomycetes, Serinales, Debaryomycetaceae.
CAAUACUAGCGUCCAUAUACAGUAGUUCUGUGUACAAACAAAACAAGUCAGAUAGAUAGACAGUGAACAGGAUUUGCAGUCAAACGGUACCCUUGUAAUUGAACGCUUCCCACCCCUUUGGUCUUACCCCCUACCCCUUUCCCAAGGCUCCCCCCUUUAGAAAAAAAAUUAUUUGCCACCCAAUUUAGCGGCCAGAUUUUUUUUGAGAAAAAAAAACAACAACAACAAGAACAAGAACAAUGUCAGCACCUUCCACUUCCAGUGAACGUUCGACCGUUGGGUCGGCCAAUGCUGCUGCUGCACGUCAGCCGGACUACCUGAGCGCCACUGCUGCUGCGGUCACCGCCGUUGCCGCCGCUGGGGCUUACAACGACGACGCUACCGGCUACGCGUUGGACUUUCAACAGCAACAACAACAGCAACAACAGCAACAACAUCUUCAACAACAACAUCAUCUUCACUACCAGCACCAACAACAGGCUGCCCAAGCCGCUGCCCAGCAACAGGCUGCUGCCCAGCAACAGCAACAACACUCGCUCCAUCAUCACCUUCAACAACAACAAGUGCAACAUGCACAACAAGCUGCUGCUGCUCAAGCUGCCGCUGCACAACAACAACAUCUUCAACAACAACAAAUUCCUCACCAACAACAACUCCAUCAAACACAACCUAACGGACAAGUUGGCGUUGUUGGCCACGAGUAUGAUGACGGAGAAGUUCUUCGUUCCAAGUAUGUUGAAAAUGAAAUUGUCAAGACUUUUUCAUCCAAGCCAGCUCUUGUUGGAUUUGUUAAGAAUGUCUUGUGUAUUGAAGAACAAUGUAAAAUUGUGAUCAAUUCCUCGAAACCUAAGGCUAUUUACUUCCAAUGUGAACGUUCUGGGCUGUUUAGAACCACCGUCAAGGAUUCUACCAAGCGUCAAAGAGUCGCAUACACCAAGAGAAACAAGUGUGGUUACAGACUCGUUGCCAACUUGUACCCACCAGAAAAGGAUAAGAAGAAGAAUCAACCUAAAAAAUUGGGUGGAGUUGGAUCUGCUGAUGAAGAUGCUAAAAUUGGAUUUGAACGUAAUUUGGAUGAUAAAUUGACUGGUGCAGGAGGUGCAGGAGCUGAGUAUGAUACUGGAGAAAUGUGGAUCUUGAGAAUGAUUAAUCCAAUCCAUAACCAUGCUCCAGAACCAACCUCCACCGGCUUGAAAGAACGUAAGAGAAGAUUGAGAUUCCUGAGAAGAUUGGUGGAAAAGCCAGUGAUCAACAAUGCCAACUAUAAUCCUGAAAUCCAUCAUCAUAUUAAACCAGAACAUCAACAUCAUCAUCAUUUACAACAUCAUCAAGAAACCCCCUCUGUGCAGGACCCGGCUGUGAUUGCUGCAAUUGAAAGUGCUCCAGCCACUGCAGCUGCUGCCAUCAGUCAUUUACAACAACAUCAUCACCACCACACACCGGUGGAUCCUAACAUUGAUCCAAAUGUUGACCCUAGUGUGCAAGACCAUGACCAUUCCCACAGAUAAGGGAGAUCAUGAGAGAGAGAGACCCUUUUAUUUGUUUUAUUAGUCUAAUUGUAUAUGUUAAAAAUUUUGUAAGAUAUUGAGAUUUAAA